CCCUGACUGCACGUUAACAACACACCCUCUGCACUCCUCAAACCAAUACCACAUCUGAUGUAAAACUAAAAAAGCUCGGUUUUUUUUUUCAAACUAAAUGAUAACACUUUAAGCCUCAGAAUGGCUUCUAUUGGGGACUUCGAUCCGCUUCAUUCUACUGUACCGGCAACUAAGAUUGAAGUUACAGUUUCAUGCAGGAAUCUUCUGGACAUGGACACUUUUUCCAAAUCAGAUCCUGUUGUCGUGUUGUACAUACAAGGCAUAGGCACGAAAGAAUGGAGGGAGUAUGGCAGAACAGAAGUGAUUGACAACACACUGAAUCCAGACUUUGUGCGGAAAUUUGUUCUGGAUUUCUUCUUUGAGGAAAAGCAGAAUCUUCGAUUUGAUGUGUACAAUGUGGACACAAGAAGUUCAAACAUCUCGAAACAUAAAGAUUUCCUGGGCCAGGCGUUUUGCACUCUUGGAGAGGUUAUUGGCUCUACAGGCAGUCGCAUGGAGAAAACACUAUCUGGGAUUCCAGGAAAGAAAUGUGGUACCAUUAUCUUAACUGCUGAGGAGCUCAGCAACUGCAGGGAUAUUGCUACUAUGCAGCUGUGUGCCAAUAAACUGGACAAAAAGGACUUCUUCGGCAAGUCUGAUCCAUUUUUGGUGUUCUACCGCAGCAAUGAGGAUGGGACGUUUACUAUCUGCCAUAAGACAGAGGUGGUUAAGAACACAUUAAACCCAGUGUGGCAGCCCUUUACCAUCCCUGUACGUGCACUGUGUAAUGGUGACUAUGACAGAACUGUUAAAGUAGACGUCUACGACUGGGAUCGAGAUGGAAGUCAUGACUUUAUUGGAGAGUUUACCACCAGUUACAGAGAGCUGUCUCGCGGUCAGAGCCAGUUUAAUGUGUACGAGGUUUUGAAUCCUAAAAAGAAAGGAAAGAAGAAGAAAUAUAUAAACUCUGGCACAGUGACAUUACUGUCCUUUAAGGUUGAAUCUGAGUACACAUUUGUGGACUACAUCAGAGGAGGGACACAACUCAACUUCACAGUGGCCAUAGAUUUCACAGCAUCAAAUGGAAACCCUGCUCAGCCAACCUCCCUGCACUACAUGAGCCCAUAUCAGAUGAACACCUAUGCCAUGGCACUGAAGGCAGUAGGAGAGAUUAUACAGGACUACGACAGUGACAAGCACUUCCCUGCCUAUGGAUUUGGAGCCAAACUGCCUCCGGAUGGCAAAAUUUCCCACGCUUUUCCUCUGAAUGGAAACACUGAGGAUCCAAACUGUGUAGGAAUAGAUCAGGUGCUGGAGGCCUACUUUCAGAGUCUCAGAACAGUCCAACUAUAUGGACCUACUAACUUUGCCCCGGUCAUUAACCAGGUAGCACGGUUAGCUCAAGAUGUGACUGAUGGCUCACAGUAUUUCGUCCUGUUGAUGAUCACAGAUGGAGUCAUCUCAGACAUGGUGCAGACCAAAGAGGCUGUCGUCAAUGCCUCUUCAUUACCCAUGUCUAUCAUCAUUGUGGGUGUAGGUCCUGCGGAGUUUGAUGCUAUGGAGGAGUUGGAUGGUGAUGAGGUCAGAGUAUCUUCUAGAGGCCGCUUUGCUGAAAGAGACAUAGUUCAGGUACAAAAAAGUCUCUUCUUCUCCUUUCUACAUUCUGCCAGUAGAUUCCAUGCAUGGGAGGACAGCCAAAAGAAAUAG
Molecule: messenger RNA, 1686 nt
Organism: Trichomycterus rosablanca
Lineage: Eukaryota; Metazoa; Chordata; Actinopteri; Siluriformes; Trichomycteridae
Product: copine-9-like
Exons: 21
Coding region: 121-1686 (521 amino acids)
Biological process (GO): cellular response to calcium ion
Cellular component (GO): plasma membrane
Molecular function (GO): calcium-dependent phospholipid binding
Source: RefSeq, a predicted model, not a curated record